Messenger RNA from Pieris rapae (cabbage white), 3371 nucleotides. RefSeq lists its product as uncharacterized. NCBI's taxonomy places the organism in Eukaryota, Metazoa, Arthropoda, Insecta, Lepidoptera, Pieridae. Gene Ontology annotation, molecular function: protein binding. The record is from RefSeq and is a predicted model, not a curated record. The transcript is spliced from 7 exons. The coding region runs from base 316 to 1485 and encodes 389 amino acids.
CCAGUAAGGAUUUCAGAAAUCAGAGUAGACGGUAAUUUACGCGGCGCCGAUCGUUUAUAUAAUUUGAGGCGCAAAUAAUUCGCGCCAAAAUGUUAACAAUUUUUUUCCUAAGUCGGGUUGUUAAUUAAACAUUUUCUAUAAAUAGUUAAUUUAAAAAAAAAUACUCUAAGUUCAACAGAUUUAUUUUGUGUGAAAUAACUAAGUGUUGUGCUUUUGUUACUUUUACUUUUACUCGUUUUGAUACAACUACACGAUGCAAACCGUCUUGAAUUUUAAUUCUAUGAGAGUGUAUAAUAUUAUGGUAUACUUAGAAAAAUGCUAAGAUAUCUAGUGGUGUUGUUAUUAGUUAUACAGACAUUAAACUCAGUGCACUCGUCAAGUCUGCUAUGCGGCCGCGUAAAAGAGGUGGAAUUGGGUGGUAACAGUGGCGCGGGCGCCGCCCUGGCGUUGACGCUUAUCCGCCCGCCCACGCCCCCGUCGAAUGCGCCCUGUCAGUUGCAACUGACUGCCCCCGAUGCAGCUGCAUUUACUGUGCGGCUAAUCGAUGUUAAGGAAUCCUUAGCAGAAUGGGAGCGUGGUCUGGACAUGCCGCCAGAGGCGUUGGGCCGCAAGUGGAGCCAGAGGAGUGCGCACGCGCAGCGGACUUCAAACGACCAGACAGUCACCUCCACCAAUGCCACUGACGCUUGCAAACUUAUUAUUUACAUAGAACAAAAGCCAAUAUGGAAGUUAUCGCUUUGUGGCGGUAACGCGGCAGCAGUGGCAUCGCGGGCGGGUACCAAGCUUCUGCCACCAAAGCUCAAAAUAGUGUGGAACCCUCCUACCACUCCCUACCACCACACGGAGAAAUUAAGGCUGGUGGUCACUGCUGUUAACAGUGGUGCAGUUUGUAAUAACGAUACUCAGUUCACUUGCGGCUUGACAAGUCUUUGCAUAUCGUCCUACCUUGUAUGCGAUGGUGUACGGCAUUGCCCGGGAGGCGAAGAUGAGGACACGAACGCCUGCUCACACCGCCGGGACUCCCCACUUCUGGAAGUACUGAGGAGGAUAGCGGCUAGGAACCAGGAGUUUUUGGGCCUGGAUCAGCCUGAUGGGAUGACGAAGCCCUCGGUUAUAAUGAAAAUAAGCGAAAGCGAAACCAAAUCAAACGCAUUUAUCGAGUUCGCAAAUUCCCUUCGUCCGUAUGGGCCCUGGUCCUACAUCGUCGUGGGGAUGAUCGGAUGUGCCGUGAUACUCAUGUUCUGUCUCGCUUGGGAAUGCUGCUGCAAGCGUUCCAAGCCUUCAGAUACGCCGCUAAACAUGCCGCCUUCGUGCGUUGAUCUCUCGCCUUCAGUGGCGAUGACCGAGUCUUCCCAAAUGUUCUCCAACCCCCUCCCAUCACCCCCAGAGUACGAGCCUCCCCCAUCCUACUCCUCCCUCUUUCCCCGCGCCUUCAAGACUUCCCCCUCCCCGGUCCCCCAUUGCUCCCACCAAGAGCCAGAUUAGGACACGCCAAAUUUUAGAUCUGGGCGCGAAUUGGGAUUUUUCAACUGGUUUUAAGAAUUUAGCCUGUUAAGAGCUACGUGCAAACUAAGUCUCCUAACUGCGAUUUUGACAUAUAGGAGAGUUAGUUCGCGCUUGGACUUGAGUUUUAGUCUAUGGGACAGACCAUAAUCAACAAUCCCAAUUUAGACUAUUUUAUACAUAUUCAAUAAAUUCAUAUCUUUUCUCUCAAUUAAAACCAUGUAUUUGUCAAAGAAUGUAUUAUGGAACAUCAAUCAUAAAUCUAGUAUCAAGAUAAACUAUUUUGAAGUUUGACAGUGACGAGACGAGAUUGUGACAGACUCAAUUUUCGACAGUCGCCAAAACGCCAAACGUAGUUGUAUGAAAAUGGUGACGUCAUAAAGCGUGAGCAGUCCCUUAUAUUGUUGUUUAGCGUUUCAGUCAGGUCGAAAAAUGAUUGAUGUCUAACCACAGAUGCCCAAGGCUAACCACAGAGAGGUAGGCAUAGAAGGUAAAUACUGAACCUUUAUAAAUUUUUUCAUAGACUAAAAUAUAGAAUAAAAUUAGACUAUUAAUUUAAAAAUCAUAAUUCGCCCCCAGAUUAUUAGUUUUUAAAAUACCCGGAUAGUCAGCGGGUUAGCGUUAAAUCAAAAUUAACUUACCAAUUAUACAUUUUAUGGGCGUACUCGGUAAUGAAUUUCUGUAUGACUAGGAGUCGUUUUCAGUGUGCGUUUUUUCGCCAAUUUUCCCGCUUAAAACGCGUCUUCACUGUUAUUAUGGAAUUGAAAAUGACGCCAUCUACUGGCAGAAAACGGCUCCUUUUUAAUUUUGAAAUUUUGACCAUUUUGUAAGAGCCAUAAUAUUAAGUACAAUAUUUUAAUAUAUUAUAUACAUUUUGGGACCAAUCAAAAUAGUUGUGCCUUGUUAUUAUUCAUUAUGGACUGAUUAUAUCAAGACCUGGUUUUCUUAACGUCUCCUUUUAAGUAGUAACAUAACAGAGACUUUUGUAUGAAAUUAUAAGGGUCUCAUAACUCAAAAAUACCGUCUGGUACCACCCUAAGGGUGAUAUUCAGAAACGAGAUUUGACUUAGUGUCACAUGCGUAUGUCAAAAACGUUUUGGAAUUUGACAUACUAGUCUCGUAAAGCUUGUCUAUUGAAUUGAUUCGUAACCAUGGCAACAUACUCUACGAUUUCUAAUAAAGCUUUUAAAGAAUAAAACACUCAAAUACAAGAUAGAUUUUAAAAUACGGCCUUUGACAGUUGUCGCAGUCUUAGGGAGAUUGGAACUUAUGGUAAAAUAAAAAAAUAACAGUGCCACAUACUUUUCUUGGCCGGUAAGAAUUCUGUCAUGUAUAUUAGUAUUGCCAGUAAUUAAAAAUAAACUAUUAUAAGGGGAAUAUUUUAAAGUCACGUCCACUUCAUGAUUUAUUAAAAUGUCUUAGUAAAACAAUGUAUACUUGUAACAAGAAAAUACAGUUCUAACAUAGGCUUAAAUAAAUAUGACACAAACUUAGGAACAACUGAUAUAAUAGGUUUUGUUAUCUGUGCUAAUAAAAUAAUAUAUUUAAAGUUUUUGCCAUUGCAAUUUAUAAUGCAAUAAAUACAUUUUUGUUGGAUUUUGGACAAUGACAGUCUGAAAUUUCAAAAUGGCGAUGGCAUUUCCAUCCACCCGCCUAGAAAAGUAUGUGGCACUGUACAAAUAAUAUUUUAGUUACCUGUGUAUUAUAUUUGUAUGUAUUAGGAAUCAGAAAUUGUAUUUUAGCUGUAUAUUUAAAUUGUAUUAUUUAUGUAGUGCGUCCAUUAUUGUAAUAAACUAGUCUUAUCAGAAGUUAUAUUAAGUUCUUAUAAGUUAAGUGAUUCCAAGUAAAAGAAAUAAAGACUUUUCUAA